This is a messenger RNA of Plectropomus leopardus (leopard coralgrouper), 3386 nucleotides long. RefSeq names its product atonal bHLH transcription factor 8 (gene atoh8). Gene Ontology annotation, biological process: anatomical structure morphogenesis; positive regulation of transcription by RNA polymerase II. Gene Ontology annotation, molecular function: protein dimerization activity; E-box binding; DNA-binding transcription factor activity. NCBI's taxonomy places the organism in Eukaryota, Metazoa, Chordata, Actinopteri, Perciformes, Serranidae. Gene Ontology annotation, cellular component: nucleus. The record is from RefSeq and is a predicted model, not a curated record.
CAGGCUGAACCCUGCACGCGCUGCAGCGUUUAAAGACCGUAGAGGAUCCAGAGACACGGAGGGGACCGGAGCAGAGCUACCGGUGUCAUCAGAAGACACCGUUUGUGGAUUUAUGAAGUGUGAUUAAUAUCUGGUGCAGAGCCAGCUCACUGAGUGUGAGCGUUGGAGCGGCAGCGCAUACCGGAGCUUUCUUCAAGAGGGGACCGGGAGUUUCACAGAGGGAUGUGUCGGUACCGGGACAGCGUGUAGAGGACUUACGCGUCUUGGAAAAGUAACGUUACAGGCGUUCUCACAGUCAAGCUGACAGCUGAACUGUGACCUGUGACACUUUUCACAGUUUGCUGGAGUUUAAAAAAUGUUUGUGUCAAUUUGGAAUAUGAUGACAAAGUGACAGCCCUGGACAAAUAAGCCUCAUUUUGUCCACUUUUGUAAUUUAUCCAGUCAUAUUAUGGUCGCUUUAAAAAUGUAUGUUAAACAGCUUCUGUGAGACCAAUUCACUUUAAUAACAGCACCGGUCAGUGUGUUUGGAGUGUUGAUUUUGCCUCUGAACAGUUGUUAUUCCGUUCAUGUGCUGUUCCCGUUAUUGUGUCCAGCAGCUGCGGGUCCACUGCAGCCUAUCUGUGCUCAGUGUGUGUAUCAGUGUGGGUUAUUCACAGAGCUGCUAUGCAGACUGAGUGGAGCCGCGCUCAGACAGCUCCACAGUAAGCCCAGUUCUGAGGCCUCACAGAAAGAAACCUCUAGAGCUGAGUAACGCUCCCUGCAAGUCUCAAUCCAAAGGGACGACUUGUGCGGAAUAGCAGAUGUUACACAGCUUUGUGUACUAAUGUGGAUCAUUCAGGAUGCUGCUAUGCAGACAGAGUGGAGCCACAGAAAAUCUGCUGCUGAAGUUAAAGUAACACACACGGCUGUGCAGCUUCUGUCAGUGCAGCUGAGCAGCUUGUGUUACACAGUUGGCAGCUGAGAGUUUGUCAGGAAGGUUGGGGUUUUCUGCCGAGUUUGUGUGGUACUGAACACAGCUUACACUGGUUAAGUAGGCUAUGUGUACAUUAAGAAUGUGAACGUUUCACUCAGACUGGGACCAAAAGUUCAGUCUUACACAAACGUCCUCUUAGACUUUUUUCACAGUAAUGAAGCAAAGCUUCCAGGAGGUGAACGUUUGGAAAAAUGACACUCACACAGUGAGAGACCCUGUUCAAUACCAACACUCUGACAGUUUUGAAGACGUUGCAGAAUUUAUACAUAGUUCAGUGUAGGGCUGUACCUGAUUCAGAAUUAUUACAGUUGAAUCAGACUAGGUUGUUCACUACAAAUAUUCAACAAAUUAUUUUGUUUUCUAUAUAAAGGUUAAACAUACACAGUGGGAUGUUCAGUGUGAGCAGCAUUCACGUAAUAUAGUAAACAAGCUAACAGCACUGGCAGCACGUCGUAAAUGUGGAACAACAUUUUUUGCUGUCACUAGAUAUCAAACAAAAGCCAGAGACUGUAUUGUAUGAAGUUUCUGUGAGCUGUAAAGUCACCAUCUCUAAGGAGAAGGUCUCUGUGUUGUAGAGUGCUGCUGUUUGCAUGUCUGCAGCUUUGUGAAUGUCAAGAGCACUCACACUGCAGCAAAAUCUGGGGACCAAGACAUCCCCAGAAGUACACUGCUCAGGAAAAAACACAACGACUUGACUUCAAGUAAUUUCAGCUGACAAAGGGUCUCCGACUGAUGAUUCCAAUCUCUGACUUUCAAGGGGCAGCCCUAGUUCUGUGUCACUGAUAUUUUUCUUAGUUGGAAGUACAUUUGUUGUACAAUUAAUUUCAGUUCAGGAGCUUAUUUGUGACACUAAUUGUGGGAAAAUGAAGAACCCUCAUCCCCUGAGUGGUACCUGGAGCAGAUCCAUGAACAAAGAGCCAGUACUGAUGUCUGUGCCCGACACUAACAAGAAGUUCAAGAGGAAGUCCCGGGAGCCUAAAAGGGUCUUCAGCAGCCCUGAGCCUGAACACAUGAAAACGUACCCAGCAAACAUGUCAGAUGUGGACUCUGUAGAUGACACCCAGGCUGAGGGGUGUCAUGUGAGCAGGUUGGCUCCUCUAGAGAGACAGCUGAUGGUGUCACAGGAGGGGAUGUCCAGUUCUACAGGGGCUCCUUCAGGACCACCAGAAGGCAGCGUGGCUCCAGCUCAGAGUGGUGCCAUAGACAUGCGAAUUGGCAUCAAUGUGCCAGCCAUCACUUCCAAACUGUCCCAGCUACCUGCCUCGCCAUUCUCUAACUCAGAGAUAUCCCACUGGCCCACUGCCAUCUCCCAGCCUCUGUCCAACAGACUCAAACUGGGCCUCCGCUCAACCUUCCCUCUGUCAUCAUCCAGCAGCAGCAGCCACAGCCACUCUCCCAGCCACCGGGCCUUCUCCCUGGAGCCCUCUCUUCCAACCCAAACUGGAGCUCCUCCUGCCCCCAGAGUCUCCCAGACCUCCCAGUGUCACGAACAUGUGGAGCCCCAAGUCCAGUCACCUAAGGAGUUGACCAGGAAGCGGGUUGGGGUGAGUGCUGAUGGACCUGGGCGUCUUCCAGAGGUCAAAGCCAUUCAGCAGACCAGGAGGCUUCUAGCCAACGCCCGAGAGAGGACCCGUGUCCACACCAUCAGUGCUGCGUUCGAGGCCCUGAGGAAGCAGGUGCCGUGUUACUCCUAUGGGCAGAAGCUAUCCAAGCUGGCUAUAUUGCGUAUUGCCUGUAACUACAUCCUGUCCCUGGCUCAGUUAGCUGAGCUGGACUACAGUUCAGACCACAGCAGUCUGAACUUCUCUCAGUGUGUAGAGCAGUGUACCAGGACCCUGCAGGCCGAGGGCAGGAGCAAGAAGAGGAAGGAGUAAAGCUGGUAGCGAUGGACACGUUCAACACACACAGCUGUGAGGAGAGCACCGGGAGGACAGAUGACGAGAUGAGGUUUAGAGAGAGGAUGAGCGAGAGGUUAAACAUGAGCUGCUCUCACCACUCAUUAGCAGAUAAACUAACGUCAGUACAUAUCUGAGGUGCUAUUGUGAAAGCUGUGUCAAGGCCCACCAACAACAUUGAAAAACUUCAGCCCUGAGCAAUAACCUCCACUCAUAACUCCACUGCUGAGCUCCAUCUCUGUGUUGGAGCCAUCUAACAGUUUAUAUUUCAUGGCAGCCCUGACCUGUGAGCUGCAAAAAUCCCCAUGAGCAAGAAGCUGGUCUACUCAUAGAAAAGGUGAAACACCAGUUUAAUGAGGAUCAAACAUCUGAAGUCAAAUUAUACAAACGUUACUGCAGUUCAAGCAACUCAUACAAUAUGCAGUUUGUAACAGUAGAUGUUUUAUAGUUUAUAAGCCUGUUAUAAUUCAGAAUAUGCCAAUUAUGUUUAUGCAAUACAAUUAAAAAGAUUUUGAAAA